UGUAUUUCCAGCCUAAACGGAACUCGUAGCUCACUGCUCGCAUCGAAGUCAUCGACUUACCACACACUUUGCAUCAUUGCUUCUUGGCACAGGCCUAUCGGUGCUUCCCUUGUCAGCAACAAUUUCGUGUCAUUCAUCUUCUUUCCUCUCGCAUCGACUCCCCGCGCUCCUCACCUUGACUUCCGGGCACACAUCAAGAUGGCGGCCCGACCUCUUUGUGUUCUAUUGCUACUAGCGGCGGUCGCGCUGGUCUCGCUCCCUUCGGCAGAUGCGGCGUACGAUGCGAAGAAAGGCUUGGCAGCGAUUAAAACUGCCCUGAAGCAGAAGAACUACAACUCGUACAUCACGCUCAUGGAAUCAAGCAAGUUCAAUGACACGCUGCUGACGAUUCUGCCCAAGUACCAGGUGACGCUGCUGGUGGGGCAGACCAAGGCGUUUGCGAAGCUCAAGAACUGGGAGUCGAUCAAGAAGACCGCGCGCACCGGCUUCCAGAUCGCCGCCUUCAACAUGCUCGGCAGCCUCCACACGAAGAAAGCCAUGGCGGGUUACCCUAUGGGCAAAACGUUCAGCACUGGGGACUACACCUACCUGCAAACAAAGCUCAAGUCCAAGAAGGGUUUUGCGUUGGGGACCACUGCAAGCAACGGGUCCAUCGUUGAGUGGACUGUCUAUAUGGACGCUCAGGUGAUUGUGCAUGGUGUAGACACAGUCAUCAUGCCGCCAAAGUUUAAGUGAAGUGCCUCCGGAGUACACCAUGAUAUAUUGUGCAUUAGGUCUCAAAGGCUCUAUUUAGAAGUCAGUAUUCUUUAUUUACAUCAAUUGGUAGCGCCAAACUUAUUUACUGAUACUAUUGCCAUAUCAAAAGCCACCAUGAACCUCUUGUUAGCAGCUUGGCAGGGACAGUGGCAAGACAUGGUACCUGUGUGCUUAGUUGUGGGGGCUAGCAUUUUGUCUACCAUGGCCACGCUCUGUCUUGAUGAUUGUAUACGCUUCGUGAU
Messenger RNA from Closterium sp. NIES-67, 998 nucleotides. NCBI's taxonomy places the organism in Eukaryota, Viridiplantae, Streptophyta, Zygnematophyceae, Desmidiales, Closteriaceae. The record is from the annotation of a GenBank genome assembly.